Necator americanus (New World hookworm) is the source of this 279-nucleotide messenger RNA. RefSeq lists its product as uncharacterized. The transcript has a single exon. Bases 1 to 279 code for a protein of 92 amino acids. The record is from RefSeq and is a predicted model, not a curated record. Lineage: Eukaryota; Metazoa; Nematoda; Chromadorea; Rhabditida; Ancylostomatidae.
AUGCGGUCGCCUAAGCGGCUGCGCUCGAAGCCGUUAUCGGUUGGGAUCGGGAAAGAACCAUUGAAAACAACAACAAUCAGUGGUGCUAGUAAGCGUUCCACCUCGAUCCUAACCUCCACUCAGCUCAAGCAACUCAAGCGCGCCCGCUUGCGUAAUUGCACCGACUUUUACGUCGUUCUGGCCCUAUCAUACUUCUGGGGGAACUCAUUUCACCUCCACAUAGAAAUCUCUCCUUUCACAAAAAUAACAACAAAUUACAAGUUUAUUGAACACGACUGA